Molecule: messenger RNA, 4614 nt
Organism: Aspergillus saccharolyticus JOP 1030-1
Lineage: Eukaryota; Fungi; Ascomycota; Eurotiomycetes; Eurotiales; Aspergillaceae
Product: pleiotropic drug resistance family ABC transporter
Exons: 5
Coding region: 1-4614 (1537 amino acids)
Biological process (GO): xenobiotic detoxification by transmembrane export across the plasma membrane
Cellular component (GO): membrane
Molecular function (GO): ATP binding; ATP hydrolysis activity; ABC-type transporter activity
Source: RefSeq, a predicted model, not a curated record
AUGUCGCUCUUAGGCACUAUAAAUCCUAAUCUUAAUCCAGCUCGAGGUGUGGAGUCCCACGAAAUCCACGAGAACAGCAAUGAAGGCUUAGCUGCUACAUCCGCAUCGGCUGUGAACGAAGGAACAGCCGAGCUAGGCCACCACCAGCACAGCACCCGUGACGAAGAGAAGUUGAUGGCAGAGUCUGGUGUUAGUCCACCAGGGUCCGAUACCAGAGGUCGUUGGAGCCGACACACUACCUUCAGCAGCGCCGAGACUGCCCUCGAGAAGGUAGAGCCAGAUAAGGAGGAUAUCGACAAUGAGAGUGAUGGCGUGGCGGCGCAAGAGAUCCACCGUCUGGCGCAGCAGUUGACCCGUCAAUCCACUCGUUUCUCGACACAUGGCGAGAAUACCUUCUUGGAGACGAAGGAGGAUUCGACCUUGAACCCCGCCAGUCCCAACUUCAAAGCAAAGCAUUGGAUGAAGAACCUUCUCGCCCUCUCCUCGCGUGAUCCCGAAAGAUACCCUAGACGAGAAGCAGGUGUUUCCUUCCAGAACCUCAGCAUUCACGGUUAUGGUAGUCCAACGGAUUAUCAGAAGGAUGUUUUCAACUCCAUCUUCCAGAUCGGCGCCCUUGUCCGCAAACUCACAGGUACCGGAAAGCAAAAAAUCCAAAUUCUCCGUGACUUCGAUGGACUGGUGCGCAACGGCGAAAUGUUGGUGGUCUUGGGUCGCCCAGGAAGCGGUUGCUCAACCUUUCUGAAAACCCUCGCCGGUGAAAUGAACGGUAUCUACAUGGACGAGGCGUCUCAGCUGAACUACCAAGGCAUUUCAGCCCAGCAGAUGCAAAAGCAGUUCAAGGGCGAGGCUAUUUACACCGCCGAAACCGACGUACACUUCCCGCAGUUGACCGUCGGUGACACCCUCAAGUUUGCCGCGCUCGCUCGUUGCCCUCGGAACCGAUUUCCGGGCGUCACCAAGGAGCAAUAUGCGCUGCACAUGCGCGAUGCGGUCAUGGCGAUGUUGGGCCUGUCUCAUACCAUUAAUACCAAGGUUGGCAACGACUUUGUCCGUGGAGUCAGUGGUGGUGAGCGCAAGCGUGUCAGUAUCGCCGAAGCCACUUUGUGUGGCUCUCCCUUGCAGUGUUGGGACAACAGUACGCGUGGUCUAGAUUCGGCCAACGCUUUGGAGUUCUGUAAGACACUGAACCUGAUGACCAAAUACGCUGGAGCGACUGUUGCAGUCGCCAUCUACCAAGCGUCGCAGAGUGCCUAUGACGUCUUCGACAAGGUCACCGUUCUGUACGAAGGUCGACAGAUCUACUUUGGCCCCACCAAUGAGGCGAGGGAGUUUUUCACCACUAUGGGCUUUGAGUGUCCGGAUCGUCAGACUACUGCCGAUUUCCUCACCUCCCUGACCUCUCCCGCAGAACGUAUCGUCAAGCCGGGCUAUGAAGGCAAGGUGCCUCAGACUCCUGACGAAUUCGCAGCUGCAUGGAAGAACAGUGAGGCACACGCCAAGUUGCUCCGAGAUAUUGCCGAGUACAACCAACAAUAUGCCAUUGGUGGCGAGUCGCUUGGCAAGUUCAUCGAGUCCCGCAAAGCUAUGCAGUCCAAGAACCAGCGCGUCAAGUCUCCCUACACGAUCUCCCUGUAUGAACAGGUCAAGCUCUGCUUGAUCCGUGGGUUCCAACGCUUGCAGGGUGAUGCCAGUUUGACUAUCUCCCAGUUGGUCGGAAACUUCAUCAUGGCUCUUAUCAUUGGAAGUGUGUUUUACAACCUAAAGGACGAGACGGACAGUUUCUACUCUCGUGGUGCCCUGCUUUUCUUCGCCGUGUUGCUCAAUGCCUUCUCUAGUGCGCUCGAGAUCUUGACCUUGUACGCACAACGUCCAAUCGUUGAGAAGCAAUCUCGUUACGCCAUGUAUCAUCCUUUCGCCGAAGCCAUCGCGUCUAUGCUCACUGACAUGCCCUACAAAAUCGCAAACGCAAUUAUCUUCAAUCUCACGCUCUAUUUCAUGACCAAUCUUCGUCGGACGCCGGGUGCCUUCUUCGUCUUCCUGCUGUUCUCCUUCGUCACGACCCUGACCAUGUCUAUGCUCUUCCGUACCAUCGCCGCUUCUUCCCGUACACUUUCUCAGGCUCUCGUCCCUGCUGCCAUUCUCAUCUUGGGUUUGGUCAUCUACACGGGUUUCACAAUCCCCACGACUUAUAUGCUGGGCUGGUCGAGAUGGAUGAACUAUAUCAAUCCGAUUGCUUACGGUUUCGAGAGUCUGAUGGUCAACGAGUUUCAUAACCGGAGGUUUCCGUGUUCUGAAGAUGGCUACGUUCCCUCCGGCAAUGGGUAUGAUUCUCUGCCCCUUGCGAACAAGAUCUGCUCCACAGUGGGUGCGGUUUCUGGCCAGUCCUACGUCGACGGUGAUAGGUAUCUUGCGUUGAGCUUCGACUACUACAACAGCCACAAAUGGCGCAACCUGGGAAUCAUGUUUGCUUUCAUGAUCGCCCUCAUGGGCACAUAUUUGCUAGCCACCGAGUAUAUCUCCGAAGCCAAGUCCAAGGGCGAGGUUCUGCUCUUCCGCCGCGGUCACACUGCUAUCGCUGCUAAGGAUGUCGAAUCAAGCCGUCAAUUUGCCUCCCCUGAGAAGGCCGACCAAACCGGUGGUCAGCAGAGUGCCGCUAUUCAGAGACAGACUGCUAUCUUCCAAUGGCAAGAUGUGUGCUACGAUAUCAAGAUCAAGGGCGAACCGCGCCGCAUUCUCGAUCAUGUGGAUGGAUGGGUCAAGCCUGGAACAUGCACUGCUCUUAUGGGUGUUUCGGGUGCCGGUAAAACAACCCUCCUGGACGUGCUUGCUACUCGUGUCACCAUGGGUGUUGUCACCGGUGAAAUGUUGGUUGAUGGUCGUCCGCGCGAUCAGAGUUUCCAGCGCAAGACUGGAUAUGUGCAACAGCAGGAUCUCCACCUCCACACUACCACUGUCCGUGAGGCUCUCCGUUUCAGCGCCCUCCUUCGUCAGCCUGCCCACGUCAGCCGCCAAGAGAAGCUUGACUAUGUUGAAGAAGUCAUCAAGCUACUAAACAUGGAGGAGUAUGCUGACGCCGUCGUUGGUGUUCCCGGCGAAGGUCUCAACGUCGAACAGCGGAAGCGUCUCACCAUCGGAGUUGAAUUGGCGGCCAAGCCGCAAUUGCUUUUGUUCUUGGACGAACCUACUUCGGGACUUGACAGUCAAACAUCCUGGUCCAUUCUCGAUCUCAUUGACACCUUGACUCAGCAUGGUCAAGCUAUUCUGUGUACUAUUCACCAGCCUUCGGCCAUGCUGUUCCAGCGCUUUGACCGUCUGUUGUUCCUUGCACGAGGCGGUAGAACGGUCUACUUCGGAGAUAUCGGAGAGAAGUCCUCUACCCUUGCCAGUUAUUUCGAACGCAACGGUGCUCCCAAGCUCCCUGCCGAUGCCAACCCCGCCGAAUGGAUGCUCGAAGUCAUUGGUGCCGCUCCUGGAUCUCACAGUGAUAUCGACUGGCCCGCUGUGUGGCGUGAUAGCCCUGAACACAAAGCUGUGCUUGACCACCUGGCCGAACUCAAGUCUACUCUCUCCCAGAAACCGAGUGACACCACCCAGGCGGAUCCCGGUAGCUACAACGAAUUCGCUGCGCCGUUUUCUGUUCAAUUGUGGGAGUGCUUGCUCCGGGUCUUCUCGCAGUACUGGCGUACACCCGUGUACAUUUACUCCAAGUUCACCCUGUGCGCCCUUACUGCCUUGUACAUUGGAUUUUCAUUCUUCCACGCCAAGAACACUUCGCAGGGUCUUCAAAACCAGAUGUUCUCCAUAUUCAUGUUGAUGACUAUUUUCGGAAACCUGGUUCAACAGAUUCUUCCCAAUUUCUGCACUCAGCGCGCUCUCUACGAGGCCCGCGAGAGACCUUCUAAGAGUUACUCUUGGAAGGCUUUCAUGGCUGCCAAUAUCAUUGUUGAGCUGCCGUGGAACGCGCUCAUGAGUGUCGUCAUCUUCGUCUGCUGGUACUACCCAAUUGGUCUGUACCAGAACGCAGAACCGACUGAUGCCGUUCACGAGCGUGGAGCAUUGAUGUGGCUGCUUAUUCUGUCCUUCCUUCUCUUUACUUCGACCUUCGCGCACAUGAUCAUUGCGGGUAUCGAGCUUGCGGAGACUGGUGGUAACCUUGCCAACCUCCUCUUCUCUCUGUGCUUGGUCUUCUGUGGUGUUCUUGCAACUCCUCAGCAGCUUCCCGGAUUUUGGAUCUUCAUGUAUCGGGUCUCGCCGUUCACGUAUCUAGUGUCUGCCAUGUUGUCGACUGGUGUCUCGGGUACCACGGCUGUCUGUGACUCUUCGGAGUAUCUCCGCUUCAAUCCUCCUUCCAACAGCACUUGCGAGAGCUAUAUGAGCAGCUACAUCAAACUUUCAGGCGGCUAUCUUGAGAACCCUGAUGCCACCAGCGAUUGCGCCUUCUGCACCAUCAGCGACACGGACACGUUCCUGGCUGCGGUCAGUAGCCACUACUCGGACGCGUGGCGCAAUUUCGGUCUUAUGUGGGUGUACAUCGUGUUCAACAUCUUUGCUGCGGUGGGCAUCUACUGGCUUGCCCGUGUCCCGAAGGCCAAGAAGACCAAGGCUUCUUCCUGA